This is a messenger RNA of Thalassophryne amazonica, 822 nucleotides long. Its product is annotated as C-X-C motif chemokine 10-like. NCBI's taxonomy places the organism in Eukaryota, Metazoa, Chordata, Actinopteri, Batrachoidiformes, Batrachoididae. Gene Ontology annotation, molecular function: CXCR chemokine receptor binding; chemokine activity. Gene Ontology annotation, cellular component: extracellular region. The coding region runs from base 24 to 404 and encodes 126 amino acids. Gene Ontology annotation, biological process: inflammatory response; cellular response to lipopolysaccharide; neutrophil chemotaxis. The transcript is spliced from 4 exons. The record is from RefSeq and is a predicted model, not a curated record.
UCAACGCGCAGCGUGUCUCCACCAUGAAGCCUCAGUCCGUCUGUCCGCUUGCCCUGCUGAGCCUCUUCUGUGUACUGAUCACAGUGCAAGAGUCAGUCAGCCCGUUUGCACCAGGAAGAUGUUUGUGUCCACAGAUGCAGAAUCGUGUCAGAGGGCAGCUGAAAGACCUGAAGGUUUUCCCCCAAAGCCCCGGGUGUGACAAAGAAACAGUCAUAGUGACGCUUAAGCGCAGUGGUGAAUCAGUGUGUGUGAAUCCAGAAGCGCCUAUGGGGAAGCAGUUGAUACACUGCUGGAAAAGAUCCCUUAAGUUGGGUCGUAAUGUGAAGCUGUGCCUGAGGAGGAAGAGGAGGAGAGCAAAGAGUGGUCAGCACCAGUCUCGACAGAAGGUCCGAGGUCACAAGUGAAGAGCCUCCUGAUAGCUCACUGCCUGAAGACAAACUGCUGCGUGGAUAGACACGUGUGUGUUGAGAUUUCUACCCCACCGUGGCACCUAAAAACACACUGACAGCCAGAUCACCGACACCUUAUCACUUUCUCCCUCAAACUUUCCAGAGCUCAGGCAUUAAACUUUCUCUUUUUCUUUUUAAGGCCAGCAGCUUUAUAUUUUCUGGACAAAGUGACUGAGUAAAUAGUAAAUACUAAGCCCCGGAGGCGUUAAGUAUCAUAAAUGGUGACACUUGUCAAUUCUGUCAAUGACUUCUGUGUAAACAGCUGGAAAACCUAACUGCAUAUUUUUAUUUAUUUUUAUAUGAACAUGGGCGUUUUUCAUAUAAUGAUGUUUUUCAAUAAAUGUAUCAGAAAUAUUAAACCAAUAGUAACACC